UCACGCGAGGUUAGUCGGUUUGUUGUGAGGAGCGCGCGGCUGUGGUGCGGGUUCAGUCAGUGUGAGCAGACAUCAUGGCAGGAGUACUGGCCCGCAAAGCGGUGGACUAUGUCAGGAGCAAGGAGUUCCGCGAAUAUCUCAUGAGUACGCACUUCUGGGGACCGGUCGCUAACUGGGGACUACCAAUUGCUGCUAUCAAUGAUAUGAAGAAAUCACCGGAGAUAAUUAGUGGCCGUAUGACAUUUGCCCUCACUUGCUAUUCUUUAUUGUUCAUGAGGUUUGCUUACAAAGUGCAACCCAGAAACUGGUUAUUGUUUGCAUGUCAUUUAACCAACGAAUGUGCACAACUUGUUCAAGGAAGUCGGCUAAUCAACUUCAACAUGUCAAAGAAAGAAGUGAAUAAACAAAAAUGAAUAAAGUUUCACCAUCCUUGAAUACCUGCCUGUAACCUAACUUUUGGACCUUGUCAACAGUUUAUUUGCACUGUGCAAUUUAGUUCUUAAUACAGUACUCCUUCUCUACCACUACAUCUCUAACAUAAAGGGUUUUAUUUAUACUACUGUUUGGUCAUUUAUCAUCAUGUCCCACAUACUGCUGUCUCUCAGGUUAACUCUAAAAUCAAGUGAGCUAACGUUGGGAGAGAACAGAUCGGUCCCGGAGUUUUAAUUCACUGAUAUACAGAAAUAAAGUGAUCUUACUAAUGAAGUUGCAGCCUUUAUGAAUAAUUCAGGGUAUUCAUAUCUCUUAUGAAUUUUUACGUGAACAUGAAUAAAUGAAGGUAAAUAUUUC
Messenger RNA from Bufo bufo (common toad), 789 nucleotides. It is a transcript of the gene MPC1, whose product is annotated as mitochondrial pyruvate carrier 1. The transcript is spliced from 5 exons. Gene Ontology annotation, cellular component: mitochondrial inner membrane. Gene Ontology annotation, biological process: pyruvate import into mitochondria. The record is from RefSeq and is a predicted model, not a curated record. Bases 75 to 413 code for a protein of 112 amino acids. Lineage: Eukaryota; Metazoa; Chordata; Amphibia; Anura; Bufonidae.